Caenorhabditis remanei is the source of this 585-nucleotide messenger RNA. RefSeq lists its product as uncharacterized. Lineage: Eukaryota; Metazoa; Nematoda; Chromadorea; Rhabditida; Rhabditidae. Bases 1 to 585 code for a protein of 194 amino acids. The record is from RefSeq and is a predicted model, not a curated record. The transcript is spliced from 4 exons.
AUGUUGCUUCCGUCUCGAUUUACACCGUUAGCCAGAUCGAUUCCCUAUCGCUGUUUCAGCAUUGAUUUUUCGCAUGAAAAACCUGCACCGCAUCAGCUGGAACAUGUGACGACUCGUCUAGUGGAAACUGUUCCGUUGAUGUUUCGACAUCGAAUGGAUUACACUUUCUAUCGGAAAGACGUUGUUUGCGAUGAUCAGAUUUUCUCGGUUCAAAAACGAGGCAUCGAACAGUUGAUGAGUCAUUUUGGCAUGAUUGGAACAUUGGGACAGGUAUUCCUUCCCCAUGUUGAAAUGGAAGUGUUAUCUGCAGUUCCAGUGAUCGAUGAAGGAACUGUCAGAUUUCGGUGGAGAGUCAAAUACGUGUCAUUCCUUCGUCUUCUCACAAAUCCUCGUCUCCUCCGAUUCGAUUAUCGCGUCCAGAAUCUGAGUUGGUUUGAUGGAUAUUCCGUUUUGACAGUCGACGGAAAUGGGGAUGUUUUUAAGGUCACAUUGCAAAAGAUGCAACAAGACGAGCAGAAGAGUUUGAUAACCUCGACAACAGAGAAGUUGAAGGAGAAGCUUGCGCCGAAGACUGUUAACACUUGA